UGAAGGUUUUUUUUUCUUUUUCUUGUAAUAUUUACGAAAAACCAACUGCAAAACUGAUAACUGUUUAUGAACAUUAUGAACAAUAAAUUUAACUUGAAAGUGAUAUAUGGGUUAAGUAGGCCAAUUGCUGUCAAUGUGAAUGAACUAAUCGUUUCAAUUUCGACACAUUCAAUAGAGAACUGUCAAGCAAAGAAAUCGAAUUUAAGACAAUCGCAUAGAAUUUUAGCAGAAAAAAAGUGUUCAAUUUUAAAUAUAUCAUAACAGAAACGUAUUGCAGUUACAUUUGAAAACUGUACAAUUGUUUGAAAAAAAAAACUUCAUCAUCGUAUCUCUUCGAAACGGAAAUUAGGAAAAAAGUAAUGAAUUGCAUAAAAUGAAGCGAUUUAAUUUUCUUUUGUGCAAAGAUUCAACGAAAAAUGGGCGGAUUUAUGUUAAAAGUGAAAACAAAACAAGGUCAUCAUGUUGUAAAUAAUUUAUCGGCAGAUGAAACAAUUGGUAAUUUAAAAUCGAAAAUUUCGGAACUGACAAGUAUACCCGCCGAAGGGCUUAGCGUUAAAAUUGGUUUCCCACCAAAACCACUCGAUUUAUCGGCAAAUGAAUGUUUGCUGUCAGCGUCAGGUAUUAUCAAUGGUGAUACAUUGAUUGUUGAAGAAAAACCGAUACCAGAUGUAGUGCCGCAACAACAACAACGAAACAAUUUGCAACUAGAUGAUAUUCCAUCAACCAACCAAGAAGUGACUUUACCAACAGAAGGAAUAUUAUUGAAACAAGUCGUUCCAUCCGACAACAGCUGUUUAUUUACAAGUAUAGGUUACGUAAUGAAAGGCCAAAUCGAUACAGAAAUCGGAAGCUAUUUGCGUGAAGUUAUUUCUCAGCAUGUUUCAAACGAUAAAGAAACAUUCAAUGAAGCCAUGUUGGGAAAAACAAAUGCCGAAUAUUGUGAUUGGAUCAAAAAGCCAGCCUCUUGGGGUGGUGCCAUCGAAGUAUCAAUCUUAUCCAACUAUUAUGGCGUUGAAAUUGAUGUUGUCGACAUAACGAAUGCUUUGAUCAAUCGAUUUGGAGAAGAUAAGGCGUAUGGAAUGCGGGUAUUUUUAUUAUUUGAUGGCAUUCAUUAUGAUCCGUUGUAUUUGGAAUCGAUUUCGGGUGGUCCACCAAAAACAAUGUUUCCAAUUGAAGAUGAAUCAGUUUAUCGGCAAGCUGAACAAUUAGCAAAAGAGGCCCAAUCAUCUAGACAAUUCACCGAUGUUGAUAAAUUCGAUUUGAAAUGCAUUCAAUGCGAUAUGCUUUUAAAAGGACAAGUGCAAGCUCAACAACACGCCAAAACUACGGGUCAUACUAAUUUUGGUGAAGUGUAGACGUAUUUGCGGUUGGCCGGUGUGUACAAGUUUUUGCGUAGCGUUUAUUUUUUCUCCUGUUUUUUUUUUCGUUCAUUUAAUAGCGUUCAGCUCAUCAACGACUUGAGCGUAAAAUUUAUUUUCAUUCGUUGUCAAAAAUACAGUAAUUUUAAAAACUUUUUUAAGAAAAUUCGAACCCUAACAGAAAAUUGUAUAGAAUAUUUGAAAAAAGAAGAAAAUUUGUAUCUAAAAUCCACUGCAAUUGAAAUGAAAUUUCAGGCACAUAAUGUGUAUCAAAACAUUUCUUUAUUCAAUCCAAAAUUAUCAAAUUAAUGCUGGAUGCUAAAAGCAAAAAAAAAAUUUAAAAAAUGUUUCACAAUUUAGCAAUUUUUAUUAGACUUUUUUUGGUCAUUAUUUAUUGAAGUACUUUAAAUCAGAGUAUUGCUCAGCGCUGCUGCCAUCCACAGCAUAUUAAAAUAUCUUGCUGAGAAUGCGUCGUCCG
Messenger RNA from Contarinia nasturtii (swede midge), 1836 nucleotides. It is a transcript of the gene Yod1, whose product is annotated as ubiquitin thioesterase OTU1. Gene Ontology annotation, biological process: protein deubiquitination; endoplasmic reticulum unfolded protein response. NCBI's taxonomy places the organism in Eukaryota, Metazoa, Arthropoda, Insecta, Diptera, Cecidomyiidae. The coding region runs from base 417 to 1355 and encodes 312 amino acids. The transcript has 4 exons. Gene Ontology annotation, cellular component: cytosol; nucleus. The record is from RefSeq and is a predicted model, not a curated record. Gene Ontology annotation, molecular function: cysteine-type deubiquitinase activity.